AUGAAUAUUCAUUCAACUAAUCUAGACGCCUUGGAAAGUGGCAGUUUGCCGGCAUUCGCCUAUUUGAUUAGCACGUGAACUCGAAUUGUUUAUAGUGUUUAUUUAUUUAUUGUUAUAUUGUGGAUGGGCAGGAUAUUGGCAAUUGUAGCGAAUAUUUUACGUGAUCCGACACACCUUUUCAGUAGUUUUUUGUGUUAUUUUUGUUGUAGGAAAAAAACUUGAUGUAGACAAGAACAUGGAAAACAGUCGCGCUCCUUUGGUGAGGAUUAGUUCAGUGGCGCCCAGCUUAGAGGCUAUAGAAGAAAAUGAGGAAAAUCCGGAUAAUAUGGAAAAAAUAGACCGCAGAUUUCAAGGAAGGGAAUCAGUGAUAUCCUCCCAGGUUAGCUUGUACAUAAAAACAAAAAACCCGAAAAUACCAGACGGGGGAUGGGGUUGGUGGGUCGUGUUCGCCGCUUUCAUCAUCAACAUGGUCUCCGAUGGUGUUUGUUUGACUUUUGGGCUUCUCUAUGUGGAGUUUUUACAUGAGUUUGGCGCCUCAAACUCGGCCACUUCCUGGAUAGGCUCCCUCUUCAUGGCAGUACCCCUUCUAGCAGGGCCUGUGAUGAGUGCCAUGGUUGAUAGGUAUGGGUGCCGAUCCAUGACCAUUUUGGGGGCUAUCAUAUCCGCUACAGGAUUUUUUGCCAGCGCCUUUGCCCCAAACAUCAUUGUGAUGUACUUCACUUUUGGAGUAAUAGGAGGUGUAGGUUUGGGUUUAUGCUUCGUCACUGCCGUUGUUUCCAUAGCUUUCUGGUUCGAAAAAAGAAGAACGGUUGCCUUGGGGUUAGGUGCUUGCGGUACAGGUUUUGGCACCUUGGUCUUCUCUCCUUUGUCGACGUUUUUGAUCCAGGAAUACCAUUGGAGGGGCACCCUGAUCAUUUUGUCGGGGUGUUUUUUGAAUUUGGUGGUGUGCGGAGCCUUGAUGAGGGAUCCACAGUGGGUAAAAGACGCGGAAUCGGAUAGUGAUGAUAGUUCGGAAAAGUGUUCCUUAAAUAUUGAAGAAAUUAAGGAAUCGCUGAUAAGGGGGAAUACUGAUGAAUACAUUUUGGAAAAUUUUGACACCACUUUGAAUUUAACGAAUAAACCGAUGAUGAAAUCUGUCGUUAACUUGCCUACCUUUGUUAGGCAAAAUGAAACCGUGCCAGUGGAAGUGUUGGAAAAAUUAAGCAAAAACCAGAAUCUCUACCAAGUCAUAUUAGAAAACUAUCCAAACCUCUUGAAAUCCAAAAGCAGUUCAGAGAAAGGUCUUAACAACAUUACAGACUCGAAAACAACAACACCAGUGAAAUUAUCCAUGAAACUGAAGAAAACUGAAAAAAUAACACCACCAAAGGACACUCUUCAAAUUCCUCCAGUUAAAUUCAUAGAGAACGAACCUCAUUUAACAAACAAACAAAAAUUAAACACAAACACGCAUCACUACCUCAAAAAUAUCAGAUUCAGAAGAAAUUCUAUUAUGCACCGAGGGGCCAUGUUAAAUACUAAUCGGUACAGAUUAAAGGCCUCGAGUUGCCCGAAUAUUUACAGAAAUUCCAUGAUGACUUUAGCACAGGAAGAAGAUGAUAAAUGGUAUACCGUUUUCUUGGAAGUUGUGAAGGAUGUCAUGCAGUUUUCGCUGUUCUUGGAGUUGCAUUUUUUCCUUCUGUGUCUCUCCACUGUAAUUUUGUUCACGUGGUUUAUAGUGCCUUAUUUUUACCUGGUCAAACACAUGACCAUUUUCGGUUACAGUGAAAACCAGGCUUCUUUUGUGAUAGCAGUCAUCGGAGUUACCAAUACAAUAGGAAUGGUUGUUUUAGGUUGGGCCGGCGACCGUCCCUGGAUGAAUGUAGGGAAAGCCUACGCAAUCUGCCUCAUGCUGUGCGGAAUUUUCUGCUCCGCCAUGCUGUUUUUUACCUCCAACCACACCAUGAUCGUGGUGUGCAGUGGUCUUUUCGGACUUUUCUUCGCGAGCACCUUCUCGUUCACGCCCACCAUACUCGCGGAUUUGGUGCCUAUUGACAACUUCACCAUGGCCUACGGUCUGGUUUUGUUGUGCCAAGGCAUUGGCAAUUUGAUUGGGCCCCCUUUAGCCGGACUUUUGUUCGAUUUAACUCAAUCAUGGGACCAGAGUUUUUACCAAGCCGGUUUUUGGAUAAUUAUUUCUGGUGUGCUAGCUGGUGUUAUUCCCUACACAAAAAAUACGAAAAUCUUGGGAAAAAAAACAUAAAGAAAAAAUAUAGUUAUAGGUACAUACUAGCACAAACGAAGUAUACA
Molecule: messenger RNA, 2289 nt
Organism: Brassicogethes aeneus
Lineage: Eukaryota; Metazoa; Arthropoda; Insecta; Coleoptera; Nitidulidae
Source: the annotation of a GenBank genome assembly